AUGUCAAAUAAUGGACCUUUAGAAGAAAAGGUCAAUUCCCAGGGUGCUAAGAAGGAUGAAACGAUUGAAUCAGAAGAAUCGGAAGAAGAUUUUGCUCAAUUGAUUCAAGAUUUGCAGUCUGAACAUGGGGAGGAAGAAACUGAAAGUGAUGGUGAGGCCCAAGCGGCUGGUGAGGCAAGGCAAGUACCUGAAUCACAACUUAAAACAGAUCCAGGUAUUGGUUUAACAACUGAUGAAGUUGUUAGAAGACGAAAGAAGUAUGGACUAAAUCAAAUGAAGGAAGAAAACGAGAACUUUAUUGUGAAAUUUUUAAUGUAUUUUGUAGGUCCCAUUCAAUUUGUUAUGGAAGCCGCUGCUAUCUUGGCUGCAGGACUAUCAGAUUGGGUUGAUUUUGGUGUUAUCUGUGGGUUAUUAAUGCUAAAUGCAUCCGUUGGUUUCAUUCAAGAAUUUCAGGCUGGGUCGAUCGUCGAAGAGCUAAAGAAAACGUUGGCUAACACAGCUCGUGUUAUAAGGGAUGGGACGCUACAAGAAAUCCCAGCAAAUGAAAUUGUCCCAGGUGAUAUAUUGGAACUUGAUGAAGGUACAAUUAUUCCAGCUGAUGGGAGAUUAGUUACCGAGAAUAGGUUCCUUCAAGUUGAUCAAUCUGCUAUCACAGGUGAAUCCUUAGCUGUUGAUAAAAAUUAUGGAGACGUGACUUUUUCGUCAUCAACUGUUAAGACAGGAACUUCAGUAAUGGUAGUCACGGCCACUGGUGAUAACACUUUCGUUGGUAGAGCUGCAGCAUUAGUUGGUGAAGCUUCUGGAGGCCAAGGUCAUUUCACCGAUAUUCUGAAUGAUAUUGGUACAAUUUUGUUGGUACUGGUGAUUAUUACAUUAUUAUUAGUAUGGACAGCCUGCUUCUACAGAACAGAUGGAAUUGUUAUGAUCUUGAGAUUCACGUUAGGUAUCACCAUUAUUGGUGUUCCAGUCGGGUUACCAGCUGUUGUUACGACCACAAUGGCGGUUGGUGCCGCUUAUUUAGCCAAAAAGCAAGCAAUCGUUCAAAAACUGUCGGCUAUCGAAUCCUUGGCAGGUGUUGAAAUAUUAUGUUCUGAUAAGACCGGUACUUUAACCAAAAAUAAACUAUCCUUGCAUGAACCUUACACAGUAGAGGGAGUAUCUGCAGAUGAUUUAAUGUUGACGGCGUGCUUAGCUGCUACAAGGAAGAAAAAGGGUUUGGAUGCUAUUGAUAGGGCUUUUUUGAAAUCUUUGAACCAAUAUCCAAAGGCUAUGAAUGCCCUACCAAAAUAUAAGAUACUAGAAUUUCACCCAUUUGAUCCGGUUUCCAAGAAAGUCACAGCUGUUGUAAAGUCACCUGAGGGUGAAACAAUAACUUGUGUAAAAGGUGCCCCCUUGUUUGUAUUGAAGACUGUGGAGGAAGAUCAUCCAGUUCCUGAAGAUGUUCACGAAAAUUAUGAGAAUAAAGUUGCUGAAUUAGCAUCAAGAGGCUUCCGUUCAUUAGGAGUUGCAAGAAAGAGAGGUGAGGGUUAUUGGGAGAUAUUAGGUGUCAUGCCCUGUAUGGAUCCACCAAGAGAUGAUACUGCGCGUACGAUUGCUGAAGCUAGAACUUUAGGAUUAAGAGUCAAGAUGUUAACUGGUGAUGCUGUAGGUAUUGCUAAGGAGACUUCAAGACAGUUGGGGUUAGGUGUUAAUAUUUAUAAUGCUGAAAAAUUAGGUUUAGGAGGUGGUGGAGACAUGCCAGGUUCUGAGCUUGCCGAUUUUGUAGAAAAUGCUGAUGGUUUUGCAGAAGUCUUUCCUCAACAUAAAUAUAAGGUUGUGGAAAUAUUACAAAAUAGAGGUUACCUAGUCGCAAUGACGGGCGACGGAGUUAACGAUGCUCCAUCUUUGAAGAAAGCUGAUACUGGUAUUGCAGUUGAAGGUGCUACUGACGCAGCUAGGUCUGCAGCAGAUAUAGUUUUCCUGGCCCCGGGCUUAUCUGCCAUUAUCGAUGGUUUGAAAACUUCUAGACAGAUUUUCCACAGAAUGUAUUCCUACGUGGUCUAUCGUAUUGCUCUAUCUCUUCAUUUGGAAAUCUUUUUUGGUCUAUGGAUUGCUAUUUUGAAUCGUUCACUGAACAUUGAAUUGAUUGUUUUUAUAGCUAUUUUUGCUGAUGUCGCAACUUUGGCUAUUGCAUAUGAUAAUGCACCAUAUUCUCAAAUGCCAGUUAAAUGGAAUCUCCCAAGAUUAUGGGGUAUGUCAGUUGUACUAGGUAUAUUUUUAGCUAUUGGCUCAUGGAUUACAUUAACAACAAUGUUCCUUCCAAAGGGAGGUAUUAUUCAAAAUUUUGGUUCGAUAGAUGGUGUUAUGUUCUUACAAAUUUCCUUAACUGAGAACUGGUUGAUCUUUGUGACUAGAGCUGUGGGUCCAUUCUGGUCCUCUAUUCCUUCCUGGCAAUUGGCUGGUGCUGUUCUUGCAGUUGACAUUAUUGCCACUAUGUUUACGUUAUUUGGUUGGUUCUCUCAGAAUUGGAAUGAUAUUGUUACAGUUGUUAGAGUUUGGGUGUGGUCUAUUGGUAUCUUCUGUGUCCUUGGGGGAGCAUACUAUCUCAUGUCCACUUCAGUUGCAUUUGAUAGACUGAUGAAUGGUAAACCAUUAAAAGUAAAGAAAUCGACAAGAACUGCAGAAGAUUUUUUGGCCGCUAUGCAAAGAGUCUCUACGCAACACGAAAAGGAAUAA
Molecule: messenger RNA, 2715 nt
Organism: Naumovozyma castellii
Lineage: Eukaryota; Fungi; Ascomycota; Saccharomycetes; Saccharomycetales; Saccharomycetaceae
Product: plasma-membrane proton-efflux P-type ATPase
Exons: 1
Coding region: 1-2715 (904 amino acids)
Source: RefSeq, a predicted model, not a curated record